AGUUUUGAAUGUGGGUUUUAUCAGACUCUGACGACUCCGACGGACAUUCUGAAGUUCUGCAGACUCUUGACAACUUUUAGGCAUUUUCGCUUCACUGUGUGUUUUUCUAAUUUUUGAGAGAGAGAAUUUGCCAGUGAUUUACUGACAAUGGGUGACUCAAGUUCAGACGAUGAGUUGCCGGAAGAGUGGCAGAUGUACUGUGAACGACCAGAGUGGUCGGAUGUGAUACCUAUUGAGCAGGAUGACGGUGAAAACCCUGUUGUCGUGAUUGCAUACAGUGAGAAAUUCAAGGAUGUUUACAACUACUUCCGAGCCAUUGUGGCAUCCGGAGAGAAGUCCAAGAGAGCCCUGGAACUCACCAAAGAUGCAUUGAUACUCAAUCCGGCAAACUAUACCGUUUGGCAAUAUCGGAGGGACAUUCUGAAGGCAUUGAACGCGAGUGCUGUGGAUUUGGACAGGGAACUUGACUACGUGGCGGAAGUGAUAGAAUCCAAUGGGAAAAAUUACCAAGUUUGGCACCAUAGAAGGGUCAUUGUUGAGUGGCUCCAGGAUGCUUCCAAGGAGCUUGAUCUGACGGCAAAAAUUCUUAUGGCAGAUUCUAAGAAUUACCACGCUUGGCAGCAUCGACAGUGGGUCAUUGCGACCUUCGGGCUCUACGAGAAUGAGUUGAACUUCGUGGACAGAUUGUUAGCGGAUGAUGUCCGGAACAAUUCGGCGUGGAAUCAGAGAUUUUUCGUGCUUAAGUUCACUGGAAUCGACACCCAUGUGAUCUCCAGAGAAAUUCUCUACGCCAUGAAUCGUAUACGCUUAGCCACGACUAAUGAGAGCUCAUGGAACUUCCUCAGGGGCAUCCUGCGACAAGCAGAAGAUCCUACCCUUGACCAAUACCCCGAAGUUGUGGCAUUUUGUGAGGAACUCUUUGAAACUGGCUCCAGAUCGCCCCAUCUUCUUGCCUUUCUCAUCGAUCUGUAUACGGAAAAAGCCCUAAGACCCAGGGAACCAUCCAGAGAUGAUCAUGCCAAAAAGGUUAUUGAUCUAUGCAACAUGAUGAUAGAUGAAUGCGAUACAAUCCGCUGCAGAUACUGGAAAUAUGUCCUGGACAACUUCCAAAGCGAUUUUAAGCUUUCCGGACAUGGAGAUCAUGAGAAUCAUGAUAACAAGGAGGCAACGCCCGAUUCAGAGAAUAUCACAAUCGACUCUUAACAAAAAUUCCUAUAUCUUGGCAUUUCUUAUUCAUUGUUUCAAUAAAUAUUUGAAGAAA
Molecule: messenger RNA, 1261 nt
Organism: Phlebotomus papatasi
Lineage: Eukaryota; Metazoa; Arthropoda; Insecta; Diptera; Psychodidae
Gene: Fnta
Product: protein farnesyltransferase/geranylgeranyltransferase type-1 subunit alpha
Exons: 4
Coding region: 148-1203 (351 amino acids)
Biological process (GO): protein geranylgeranylation; protein farnesylation
Cellular component (GO): cytoplasm; CAAX-protein geranylgeranyltransferase complex; protein farnesyltransferase complex
Molecular function (GO): CAAX-protein geranylgeranyltransferase activity; protein farnesyltransferase activity
Source: RefSeq, a predicted model, not a curated record